AGUUCGUGGAUAUGGAGAAAGUGGCUGAGCGCGUAAGUUACCUUUUCUCUUUACCCUUUACAUCACGUCCUCCCCUGCCCAUCUUUCAUCCUUCAAUCUCUUCCUUGCAAAGAUGUUUCUGACAUCACUCCAGUACAUGAGAACCAGAGCCCUGGAGCGUGGCCCCGAGACUCGUGAGCGUGAGUACUCUCCAGGCCGUCCUGAGAAGGUCGAUAAGUGGAUGGCUAGAUCGUCAGCUCCCGGCGGUGACAGCGACGAUGUUUCUGCACCAGCCCCCCAGUCUGACCCUGAGUCCGCCGCUAAAGCUGGCGCUGACAAUGACACUGUUUGGGGCCCUGCUCUUCUUACCGUCGAGCGUGCCAGCGAAGUCACUCCUGCGCCUCUUCCUCGCGGAAACGACUCUGGACCUGUCGACAUCCCCUUGAUCGUCGUCGAGGACGCCACCCCUGAGCCCAAGAAGUACGAACAGCGUACCGAAUCCGACGAAGCUGCUCCCGAAGUUUCGCCUCCUGGCGCCACUCCUCAAUGGGUUCAUCGUGUCUUCGACCCUCCCGCCCGCGACGAGGCUGCUGGUCGUCAGAUCGGUGGACUCGCUGGCUCUACUCGCAAUGAUCCCAUCACGCCUCCCGCCCACACCUUUCACGCUGUUACUGGCACUGUGCGUCAUCGCAUCGAUGCUCACGGCCCUCACGACGAUCUCGGCGAAAAUGGCGAUGUUGAGCUGAACGGAGGUGAGGGUAAGGAGGCUACCCAGGUCGAACAGGACAAGAAGGUCGACGAGUAUGGCUAUGGCGAGGAGGGAGAAGGCGACAGUGACUCUGAUUCUGACUCCGACUCCAGCUCUGAAGAUGAUGAGGAAGGGGAGGGAGAGUACGAUGUUACUUUGGUCAAGCAGGCUAUGGCUGAUCUCAAGCGCUAAAAGAGAUAGAAAUGAGACAAAAAGAAAGAUAGAGUUCAAAGCAGAGCGAUCUAAAACCCCAGCAUCCCAAGACUCUAGUAAAGAGGCUCUCGUGAUCGAUGAUUGGAUAAAGACAAGCGCAUCGAAAUGCAGAAUGAUUGUCACAUGAACUCACCUCGAACC
Molecule: messenger RNA, 1081 nt
Organism: Aureobasidium subglaciale EXF-2481
Lineage: Eukaryota; Fungi; Ascomycota; Dothideomycetes; Dothideales; Saccotheciaceae
Exons: 1
Coding region: 113-919 (268 amino acids)
Source: RefSeq, a predicted model, not a curated record